Molecule: messenger RNA, 1119 nt
Organism: Aspergillus puulaauensis
Lineage: Eukaryota; Fungi; Ascomycota; Eurotiomycetes; Eurotiales; Aspergillaceae
Gene: AMT16
Product: 3-deoxy-7-phosphoheptulonate synthase
Exons: 4
Coding region: 1-1119 (372 amino acids)
Biological process (GO): aromatic amino acid biosynthetic process
Cellular component (GO): cytoplasm
Molecular function (GO): 3-deoxy-7-phosphoheptulonate synthase activity
Source: RefSeq, a predicted model, not a curated record
AUGGCCUUCUUCCUCCAAAACCCCAAUGUAGGGGAUACCAAUCACCUCGAAGAUUCAAGAAUUCUUGGCUACAACCCUCUAACACCACCCAACCUUCUACAACAUGAGAUCGCCCUGACAGAAACUGCCCGGAAAACGGUUCUUCAAGGCCGAGAUGAGGCCAGCGCCGUUGCUCAUGGCACUGAUACCGACAAGCGCCGCCUCCUCGUUGUCAUCGGACCCUGCUCGAUCCAUGACCCGGAAAUCGCCCUGGAAUACUGCGACCGAUUACUGAAGUUGAAGGAGAAGCACAAGGAUGAGUUGCUAAUAGUCAUGCGCUCCUACCUGGAAAAGCCCCGAACCACCGUCGGCUGGAAGGGUCUCAUCAACGACCCGGAUAUUGACAACAGCUUCAAUAUCAACAAGGGUCUGCGUGUUUCACGCCAGCUAUUUGUCGACCUGACGAAUAAGGGCAUGCCCAUUGCCAGUGAGAUGCUGGACACAAUCUCGCCCCAGUUCCUCGCGGACUGUCUCUCCGUCGGCGCCGUCGGCGCACGAACAACAGAGUCCCAGGUCCACCGGGAACUGGCCUCGGGUCUGUCGUUCCCCGUUGGCUUCAAGAACGGCACGGAUGGCUCGCUAGAUGUCGCUGUUGAUGCCAUUGGGUCUGUUAAACACCCUCAUCACUUCCUGUCGGUUACUAAACCCGGUGUUGUUUCUAUUGUCGGCACCGUUGGCAACCCGGAUUGUUUCGUUAUCCUGCGCGGUGGCAAGAAGGGCCCCAACUACGAUGCUGCUAGCAUCACCGAGGCGAAGGAGAAGCUCAUCGCCAAGGGCCUUGCUCCUCGUCUCAUGGUCGACUGCAGCCACGGCAACUCGGAGAAGAACCACAAGAACCAGCCCAAGGUCGCCGGUGUCCUUGCGGAGCAAAUCGCCGCAGGCGAGACCGCGAUCAUGGGUGUCAUGAUUGAGAGUAACAUCAACGAGGGUGCCCAAAAGGUCCCACCCGAGGGCAAGUCCGGUCUCAAAUACGGCGUCAGUAUUACCGAUGCCUGCAUCAGCUGGGAAGACACCGAGUCAACGCUAGAGACACUCGCGAAGGCCGUUGCCACCCGGAGAGAGAAAUUGACCUCCAAAUAG